Molecule: messenger RNA, 1457 nt
Organism: Mus caroli (Ryukyu mouse)
Lineage: Eukaryota; Metazoa; Chordata; Mammalia; Rodentia; Muridae
Gene: Scamp2
Product: secretory carrier membrane protein 2
Biological process (GO): protein transport
Cellular component (GO): recycling endosome membrane; trans-Golgi network membrane
Source: RefSeq, a predicted model, not a curated record
GCCAGAACGGCUGCCUUGCUCCCGGAAGUGGAGGGUUUACACUGUGUGCCGCUGGGUCUGAGUGACCAAAGGCAGUAGCGCUCGCGGAGAUCACCCGCUGGCCCUCGAUCACCAUGUCGGCCUUCGACACUAACCCCUUCGCGGACCCAGUGGACGUAAACCCCUUCCAGGAUCCCUCUGUGACCCAGCUGACCAAGGCUCCUCAGAGUGGCCUGGCUGAGUUCAAUCCCUUCUCAGAGACAAAUGCAGCGACAACAGUUCCUGCCACACAAGCUUCUGGGCCCUCCCAGCCAGCAGUUCUCCAGCCCUCAGUGGAACCAGCACAGCCAACGCCCCAGCUCCCGGUUAGACAGGCCAGCAAGUUUCUGCCUGCCCGAUUCCUGGCAGCGGGUGAGCCCUCAGAGAGGCAGACGCUACUAGGAGGAGAUAGUAUUUCCAGGGACAGCCACAAGCGCAAGCCUUCGAAGGCUGUUGCAGCUGCAGCCCAGGCAGGCUUGCUUCGGCAGCAGGAAGAACUAGACAGGAAAGCUGCUGAGCUGGAACGCAAGGAGCGAGAGUUGCAGAGCACUGCGGCAAAUUUGCAUGUGCGAGACAACAACUGGCCGCCACUCCCCUCAUGGUGCCCUGUGAAACCCUGCUUCUAUCAGGACAUCUCCACGGAGAUCCCUGCUGACUACCAGCGGAUUUGCAAGAUGCUAUACUAUCUCUGGAUGUUGCAUUCAGUGACUCUGUUUCUAAACCUGCUUGCGUGCCUGGCCUGGUUCACAAGUGACGCAGCCAAUGGAACGGCCUUUGGCCUCUCCAUCCUUUGGUUUCUGAUCUUCACUCCCUGUGCCUUCCUUUGUUGGUACCGACCCAUCUACAAGGCUUUCAGGUCUGACAACUCUUUCAGCUUCUUCGUGUUCUUUUUUGUAUUUUUUUGUCAAAUAGGGAUCUACUUCAUCCAGUUGAUUGGCUUGCCUAACUUGGGGACCAGUGGUUGGCUUGCAGCCCUAACUACAGUGAAAAAUGGGCCCUUAGCUGUGACCAUCAUCAUGAUGGUAGUGGCUGGCUUCUUUACCCUCUGUGCUGGGCUUUCACUCUUCCUCCUGCAGCGGGUACACGCCUUCUACCGCCGAACAGGAGCCAGCUUCCAGCAGGCCCAGGAAGAGUUCUCCCAGGGUAUCUUCAGCAGCAGAACCUUCCGUGGGGCUGCCUCAUCUGCUGCCCGAGGAGCCUUUCAGGGGAAUUAGGCUUCCCGACUUUCCUUCCCUCAGCCCUGGCCUCUGUCAACUGUCUUCUGAGCUGCACUUUCCGCGGGUGCCUUAUGCAGUGACUACACCAGCACAGACCUGGCAGGGAUUUGUCUUGUCCCUGCUCCUUCCUCAGUAGUCAGCUUUCUCCUCUACAAGAGGGAAGGAGAGGAAGGGACAAGGACUUUAUAAAAAAAAAAAAAAAAAAAAAAAAAAAAAAAGAAA